UACCUCCGGCUCUCCCGGAUGACGAGGGGUAGAAAAGUAGGAGGAGCGCAGUAAGGAGAGGGCGGGAUAGGGAUGCCGCUGUGCUGCAUUCUGGGAAGGGCGUUGGUUCGUCGCUCGCCCGGCCUCCUGGGAGUUGUAGUCGCGAUCCUGAGGUAACGGAUAAGUUUAUACCAUGGAUAGCAUAAAGGAGAAGUGUGACAGUUACAAAGAUGAUCUUCUGCUUAGGAUGGGACUUAAUGAUAAUAAAGCAGGAAUGGAAGGAUUAGAUAAAGAGAAAAUUAACAAAAUUAUAAUGGAAGCCACAAAGGGCUCCAGAUUUUAUGGAAAUGAACUCAAGAAAGAAAAGCAGGUCAACCAACGAAUUGAAAAUAUGAUGCAACAAAAAGCUCAAAUCACCAGCCAACAGCUAAGAAAAGCACAAUUACAGGUUGACAGAUUUGCAAUGGAAUUAGAACAGAGCCGAAAUUUGAGCAAUACCAUAGUGCACAUUGACAUGGAUGCUUUCUAUGCAGCUGUAGAAAUGAGGGACAAUCCAGAAUUGAAGGAUAAACCUAUCGCUGUAGGAUCAAUGAGUAUGCUGUCUACUUCAAAUUACCAUGCAAGGAGGUUUGGUGUUCGUGCAGCCAUGCCAGGAUUUAUUGCUAAGAGACUCUGCCCACAACUUAUAAUAGUGCCCCCAAACUUUGACAAAUACCGAGCUGUGAGUAAAGAGGUUAAGGAAAUACUUGCUGAUUAUGAUCCCAAUUUUAUGGCCAUGAGUCUUGAUGAAGCCUACUUGAAUAUAACAAAACACUUAGAAGAAAGACAAAAUUGGCCUGAGGAUAAAAGAAAGUAUUUCAUCAAAAUGGGAAACUCGGUAGAAAAUGAUAAUCCAGGAAAGGAAGUUAAUAAACUGAGUGACCAUGAACGAUCCAUCUCUCCACUACUUUUUGAAGAGAGUCCUUCUGAUUUGCUGCCCCCAGGAGAUCCUUUCCAAGUGAACUUUGAAGAACAAAACAGUCCUCAAAUACUCCAAAACUCAAUUGUUUUUGGAACAUCAGCCGAGGAAGUGGUAAAGGAAAUUCGUUUCAGAAUCGAGCAAAAAACAACAUUGACAGCCAGUGCAGGCAUUGCCCCAAAUACAAUGUUAGCAAAAGUAUGCAGUGAUAAGAAUAAACCAAAUGGACAAUACCAAAUUCUUCCCAAUAGACAAGCUGUGAUGGACUUCAUCAAGGAUUUACCCAUUAGAAAGGUUUCUGGAAUAGGAAAAGUUACAGAGAAAAUGUUAAAGGCCCUUGGAAUUAUUACAUGUACGGAACUUUACCAACAGAGGGCAUUGCUUUCUCUCCUUUUCUCUGAAACAUCUUGGCAUUAUUUCCUUCAUAUCUCCUUGGGUCUAGGUUCAACAUACCUGACAAGGGAUGGAGAGAGGAAGAGUAUGAGCGUUGAGAGGACAUUCAGUGAGAUAAAUAAAGCGGAAGAACAAUACAGCCUAUGUGAAGAACUUUGCAGUGAACUUGCUCGAGAUCUACAGAAAGAAGGACUUAAGGGUAGAACUGUUACCAUUAAGUUGAAGAAUGUGAAUUUUGAAGUAAAAACUCGUGCAUCUACAGUUUCAUCUGUUGUUUCUACUGCAGAAGAAAUAUUUGCCAUUGCUAAGGAAUUGCUAAAAACAGAAAUUGAUGCUGAUUUUCCGCAUCCCUUGAGAUUAAGACUUAUGGGUGUUCGGAUAUCUAGUUUUCCCAAUGAAGAAGACAGGAAACACCAACAAAGGAGCAUUAUUGGCUUUUUACAGACUGGAAACCAAGCCCUGUCAGCCACUGGGUGUAUACUAGAGAAAACAGACAAAGAUCAGUUUGUAAAACCUCUAGAAAUGUCUCAUAAGAAGAGUUUCUUUGAUAAAAAACGAUCAGAAAGGAAAUGGAGUCACCAAGAUACAUUUAAAUGUGAAACCGUGAAUAAACAAAGUUUCCAGACAUCACAACCAUUCCAAGUUUUAAAGAAGAAGAUGAGUGAGAAUUUGGAAAUAUCAGAGAAUUCAGAUAACUGUCAGAUAUUUACCUGUCCUGUUUGCUUUAGGGCACAAGGGUGCAUCAGUCUGGAAGCCUUUAAUAAACAUGUAGAUGCAUGUCUUGAUGGAUCUUCAAUCAGUGAAAACUCUAAAGUGUUCUCGUGUUCACAUGUUUCUGCUACCAGAGUUAACAAGAAAGAAAAUGUUCCUGCUUCUUCACUUUGUGAGAAGCAAGAUUAUGAAGCCCAUCCAAAAAUUAAAGAAGUGUCUUCAGUAGAUUGUGUAGCUUUAGUAGAUACUAUAGAUAACUCAUCUAAAGCAGAAAGCAUAGAUGCUUUAAGUAAUAAGCAUAUCAAGGGAGAAUGUUCUAAUCUCCCAGGCAAGUCUUUUAAUAUUGAACACUGUCAUCAGAAUUCUUCUUGCACUGUUUCGUUGGAAAACGAAGAUGUUGGAUUAUUAAGCAGACAAGAAUCCUGCGAGCCUUACUUAUGUGAAGUGAUAACAGGCCAAGCUCUAAUUUGUCCUGUUUGUAAUGUAGAACAAAAGACUUCAGAUCUAACCCUGUUCAAUGUGCAUGUGGAUGUUUGCUUAAAUAAAAGUUUUAUCCAAGAAUUAAGAAACGACAAAGUUAACCCAGUUAAUCAACCCAAAGAAAGCUCCAGAAGUACUGGUAGCUCAAGUGGAGUACAGAAGGCUGUAACAAAAACAAAAAGGCCAGGAUUGAUGACAAAGUACUCAUCAAAGAAAAUAAAACCAAACAAUCCCAAACAUACCCUUGAUAUAUUUUUUAAGUAAACAUUGAACAUUUUAUCAUUAAUUUUAAAUUGAAACUUGUUAUUUUAUAAUCAAUGAAUUUGUUCUUUCUGAUUUUAAGUUUGCAGAUUUAUUUAGUGAAGGCAAGUGCAAUAAUCCUUCCUCAGAUGAUGUUUACUUUUCUAAGAUAUAUAUAUAUUGAUUCCGUAUAUCUUUUUUAUAACCAUGAGAAUUUUACUUCCAUUAUACAUCAAUUGGAAAUUAAUCCUGUUAUGAGAUAAUUUUUAAAAGAGAAAUUAGGAAUGAGAUAAGAAGGUGGUGUUUUUUUAUUAUUUUUAUAGUGAAUAUAAAAACAUAUUUGUAAGGGCUCUCAAAGAUUUACACAAACCUAUAUUAUCAUAAGAAUUUUUCAGCACUUAACUACUUUGUUGGCAUUGAUCCUAGUAUCUAAAUACUUCAUGAGCAUUCAUAAUUAAAAUUUAUCUUAAGUUCUGUGAAGAGUAUUAACAUAACUAAUACAAGUGGUUUUCUUCAGGAAAAUAAAUAUCACAGUUACUAUCUGCGUUAAAAUGGUUUUUGCCUAAAAUACAAUUUUUAAUCUGACUUUUCUUAUUUAGAAUUCCGUUAUCUUAUGAAUAAGCACUUGAAUCACUUUUUAAAGUAUUUAGUCUAAGAUGAUUCAAAGUAGUUUUAUUUUAAUACAGGACCUUUAAAUGGCAGUAUUUCAUUUCUUGUCAAUUAUGUUGGUACUCUCCACAAAUCUAUAAAGAAGGAUGAAUUGUACAGUCAUUUUUUAAUAAUCUUCAAGAGAAAAUGUGUAAUUCAAAAGAUUAAUGUGUAUUAAAACACAUUACAUAUCUUAGUUACAUUUCUAUCAACAUUUUUAUUAAUAUUUGUGAAAGAAGAGAGCUUAAUAGUAAUUAGCUUAAGUAGUUUCUCUAAAUACUUUUGUGCUAUCUAUGAGUUCUUCUCAAAAAAUAAUUAUUUAGGCCAGGCACAAUGGCUCAUACCUGUAAGGACAGCACUUUGGGAGGCUGAGGUGGGCAGAUCACUUGAGGUCAGGAGUUUGAGACCAGCCUGGCCAACAUGAUAAGACCCUAUCUCUACUAAAACGAAAAAAAAAAAAAAAAAAUUAGCCAGGCUUGGUGGCACAUGCCUGUAAUCCCAGCUACUCAGAUGGCUGAGGCAGGAGAACCUCUUGAACCUGGGAGGUCGAGGCUGCAGUCAGCCAAGAUCUUGCCACUACACUGCAGCCUGGAUGAAGAGCGAGACCCUGUCUCAAUAAUAUAAUAAUAGUUAUUAUUACUGUUUAAUUGUAACAUGAAGUUGGAAGCCAUUUUAUGUUACUUCUUUAAGGAGCUAAAUCUUUUGUUCUCUUAUAUUUUUGUUUUCUCUCCUCUUGCUUUUCAUAUUUUAGCUUAUGAUCUAAAUAUAUAUUUUAUAUAUUAUAAUAUUUUAGGAAUAGCUUAAUUAAGAACUCAUAGACUUUGGCAAAGUGGUAACUGGACUUUUAAUUACUAGAUUGUUUAAAUUAGGCUUAAUGCCUGUUAGCAUGCCAAUCCAAUCCCAUGACUGAUGUUAUUAUACACUGUGGCAAAUACAAAGUUGUAGUGUUAUGGUUCUUGAUCGUGUGAUUUACUUAUGUAAAUUCUGUACAAAUUUAAGUUCAAUGAAAUAUUUAAUGUACUGAAAGGUAAAUAAUACCAUAUUGAAUUAUUUUCUGUCUUGCCUUAAGUUUAUUUUUAUUAUCUUCAAUAUUAGAUUAAAUGCUAAAUUAUUUUCAUUUUAGGAUUUAUUUAGUUGAAUGUUAAUCAUUUAGUAAUAUUUAAUAAUCAUUUGAAAUCAAGUUUUAAACUUUUAUAGAUCUAA
Mandrillus leucophaeus (drill) is the source of this 4612-nucleotide messenger RNA. RefSeq names its product polymerase (DNA directed) kappa (gene POLK). Gene Ontology annotation, cellular component: nucleus. The transcript has 15 exons. The coding region runs from base 173 to 2785 and encodes 870 amino acids. The record is from RefSeq and is a predicted model, not a curated record. Gene Ontology annotation, biological process: error-prone translesion synthesis. Gene Ontology annotation, molecular function: damaged DNA binding; DNA-directed DNA polymerase activity. NCBI's taxonomy places the organism in Eukaryota, Metazoa, Chordata, Mammalia, Primates, Cercopithecidae.